GGCUGCGGUCACUGGCUGGCGGCCAUGGUUGCAGAGGCUGUGGCUGGUUUCUGGCGUUCUUGUGUGGGCCAGCGUCCUGCUGUCCUGGGUGCCCUGGCCACGGGUCACUGUGCAUCUGGUCUCUCCUGAACAAGGAAGUGACUUCUCCUGGAGGGCAGAGACGGGGACACGGUGGGAGCAGAGGAGGGGCUGGGGGCCGUUCCAGUGAUUCUGAGCAGCCCUCUCCGGCCGAGCGAUGGCCAGCGCUGGGCAUCUGCUGCUGCUACUGCUCUGCUUGCUACCCGUGGCCCUGGUGCUGACAAUAAAGAAGUACCAGCAGCUGUCCCAUAAGCGCAUCGGAGAGCCCUGUGAGACGCACAAUGAAUGCCAGAGUGACUGCUGUGUCACCAACAGCCUGAACCCUCAGAAGUUCUGCACCGCCCAGACCGUAUUCCAGCAGUGCCUGUCCUGGAAGAAGCCAAAUGGGUACAUCUGCAAGGACCACUUGGAGUGCCAGAGCAAAUGCUGUGUCAUCAACAACUACAGUGUGCAGACGUACUGCAAAGCCAAGACCAUCUUCCUGCAGUGCUUGCCCUGGCGCAAGCCCAACUGGGACUACUGCGACUACCACAGCGAGUGCCGCAGCAAGUGCUGCAUCCGGCUGAACGAGCUCAGCCCCAACCGCUGCGUCCCCCAGAGCGGCAUCCUGCUCCAAUGCCUGCCCUGGUGACGUGGGUCCAGUCUGUGCCCUGGAGACCACCCUACACCCUGAGCCCUGAGUCUGUUCAUAGGACCAUGAAGACCUGCAGGUAUUACACGUCUAACCGAGACCAUCCAUAUCUGUGCAAGCCAGGGGCAGCUCCUGGAACCUCAAUGUGAUGACUUAGCAUGAAUAAACCUCCUGACUGAGUGAGCA
This is a messenger RNA of Bubalus bubalis (water buffalo), 895 nucleotides long. RefSeq names its product leucine rich colipase like 1 (gene LRCOL1). Gene Ontology annotation, molecular function: enzyme activator activity. The record is from RefSeq and is a predicted model, not a curated record. Gene Ontology annotation, biological process: lipid catabolic process; digestion. The transcript is spliced from 6 exons. Bases 236 to 709 code for a protein of 157 amino acids. Gene Ontology annotation, cellular component: extracellular region. Lineage: Eukaryota; Metazoa; Chordata; Mammalia; Artiodactyla; Bovidae.